This is a messenger RNA of Branchiostoma belcheri (Belcher's lancelet), 1155 nucleotides long. RefSeq names its product mitochondrial substrate carrier family protein X-like. Bases 161 to 1105 code for a protein of 314 amino acids. The transcript is spliced from 4 exons. Gene Ontology annotation, cellular component: mitochondrial inner membrane. Lineage: Eukaryota; Metazoa; Chordata; Leptocardii; Amphioxiformes; Branchiostomatidae. The record is from RefSeq and is a predicted model, not a curated record. Gene Ontology annotation, molecular function: S-adenosyl-L-methionine transmembrane transporter activity.
GACAACUGUCAUCCCGUCUGCUGCAUUAUUUACUCGGUGGUUGUCUGGGUCACGGCUUUCAAUAGAGUAAUACAAUCAUUUUUUCAAACCCUUCGUUCGCGACAUAGGAUAGUUCUAAAUCAUUAAGGCUUAGCUAGUAUACCCAGUACUGUGUGAAGUCAUGGAGACUCAAGUCGAAGCCAGGUUGUGCGGCACACGUCCACCGGAGCCGGCGAUCUCGCCCGUCGGACCUGCACGGGGGAGGGCGGACUAUCUCCCGAAGAACUGGCAGCUCUACAGCGCUGGUGUGAGCAUGCUAGCCGGCGGGCUGACGCAGGUUGUUCACCACCCAUUGUUCACGCUUAAAACCUUCGUACAGACACCACAUUUCUCAUGGAAGGACUUCCUAGGCCGAACUGUGCGCAGUCCUGUCGGAUUUCUGUACAGAGGUGUGGUAUCUCGUUCCCUGGGUGUCAUGCCGGAGAGAGUGUUCAAGAUGCAGAGCUGGAUCGUGACGACAAACUUUCUGACGGACUUGCGAGGCGGGGAACAGUCCUUGGGGAUCUGGAUGUUAGGCGGACUAGCGGCUGGUGUGGGUACUGCAGUCGUGGCGGCUCCCUCUGAGCUGUUCAUGGUCCGGGCGCAGGUUCAUGGUCACCAACUCAGGGAUGUCUGGAGGACGACAGGUUAUUUCAACACAACACAAGGUAUGUACAGGGGUUUCGCACCCACGCUGGCACGUGACCUCAUAUUCAACACGCUGUUCUUCACGUUGCGGGAAGCUGGGGUACGGCGGUAUGAGACCCAACAUGGCCGCCGCUGUCCUGACCACAAACGGUUUCAGAUAGGACUUGUAGCAGGCAGUAUUAGCUGCGCUGCAGCGACCCCAAUGGACUUGAUCAAGACACGCAUCCAGUCUGCUCUGCAGUGCAGUCCAAAGUCGCAGCGGGGCGUUCUCUUCUUCGUAAACUCUAUAGUGAACGAGGGAGGAAUAUGGAGACUUUGGCAAGGCUUGGGCACCAGAGUGAUGAUUCUGCCAAGCACACUCUCGCUGUUUUAUCUUCUUCACGAAAAAAUGGAGGGAGCUCUUUUACAGAGACUCAGCGAACAAGGAGAGCAGGUCUGAUGAGGAAAAACAUUUAAAAAACAGCCGUGAGUAGUUUAAUCAGGUCGGUA